CUGGUCAACCAUCCGCGCAGACCCAUAAAUACCCGCCUUAUACAUUCCACCUCGCCAAUCCCCUCUUGACCGCCAACCUCUACCACCAUUUUCCCGCUCAUCAUCUUACCUUCUACCUGCCGCCCCCAACCAUCAUGCAUUUCUACAGUACCAUCAUCGCUCUCACCGCUCUCACUGCCGGCGUCAGAGCCCUACCACCUCGCAGAGUCACACCGCGCAAUACAAUCGGUAACGUCAUGACUGGUACAGGCGGGCUAGCACCUGGCGGGUCGGUCAACGGUGCAAGCACAAACUGCACAGACCCCUUGGGUUUGUCGUUGGGGUUGGGAUGUUUACUAGGUGGUAGCAGUGUCGCAAACAUCGAAUCAAACAACGCCGGAGCAGGAGGGGUGGGAAGUUCAGGUUCGGCAGCCAUCCAAAGGGUUGGGUCAAAAAAGUUUAGAACGUCAAAGUUCAAGGGCGUUCCCGCAGGGAACGUGUCCACUGGAAUGGGUGGAUUAGCAUCAGGUGGCUCGGUCAACGGCGUCCCUGGCGGUCUCGUCAACAUCGGCUCAAACAACGCAGGAAACGGCGGGAUGGGAACGAGCGGAGACGCACUAUGAGCGGUGAAAAAGGAGGAAGGAAGCCUCCACAACCUAAAUGCACAAACUAGACUUACGAAGCAUAGAUGGCAUGCACACGGACUACUCAUUUGUACUAUAUCACACUGCACUAUCCUCGCAUUAAAACGGGUGAAUGGGUGACGCAGGUGUACAAUUGGCAUCGCCGUCUUGUACAGCUUGCAAAUAAGAAAUCCAC
Suillus subalutaceus is the source of this 798-nucleotide messenger RNA. RefSeq lists its product as uncharacterized. NCBI's taxonomy places the organism in Eukaryota, Fungi, Basidiomycota, Agaricomycetes, Boletales, Suillaceae. The record is from RefSeq and is a predicted model, not a curated record. Bases 135 to 602 code for a protein of 155 amino acids. The transcript has 3 exons.